Funneliformis mosseae is the source of this 1107-nucleotide messenger RNA. Lineage: Eukaryota; Fungi; Glomeromycota; Glomeromycetes; Glomerales; Glomeraceae. The record is from the annotation of a GenBank genome assembly.
AUGGGACUUCCUAUGUAUGUUUCACCAUCUCUGUCAAAGAGACAGCUUCCACCGAAACAGCCAACGUCACCACCACCAUAUACACCACCAGUCGAAGACGACUUUGAAGAAGCUUACCAAAACUCUAGAACAAGUGCCUUCGGUAAUGGUCGCGAUUUUGUUCAUCGAAACCCUGCUACUUCAUCGCUACCUAUAUACAGCGAUAUACCGGAGCCUAGAUUUGUGACUCAGCCAGAAACAAGGAGCCAGAGGCCAAGGUCUACUACUCUACCGUAUAAUGUAGUUCAGCAACACAUACAAAGACUUCAUCAACUUCAUCAAAUUCACCGUACAAGAGAACCAUCAUCAAAUUUGGCUUCAAGGCGUGGGUUACAUUCCGCACACCUUUUAAAUCUUAAUCGUACACAGCAACAGUUAUUGCAGCAGCAGGCUGCGCUGAGGUUACAAGAUAGGAAUCUUAAUAGUGAACUUGCUUUUGCCGCUGCUAGGGAAAGAUUAGACGAACAUAAUAAUAUCAAUGAUCAUAUCAAUCCUUCACAUCGUAAUCAUUCUUCAAGUGCUGCGUUAGAUAAUGUCAUUAGAAGGGUUAAUUUGUUGAGACAACAUCAUGAAAGUAGAUUUAUGAGGCCGUCUUCAUCUAGACAUUCCUCAUCUAGACAUCAUAGAUCAAUAACAGGACAUACUUCUGGAAGAUCUUCAAAUUCACGAAAUUCAUCAUCAACGGUAAAUUUAGAACGCAGAGAUGAGUUAGUUCAACGUGGAAUUGAUAUUCCUUCCUCAUCAACGGUUCGUCUUCCGACCUCUCAACUUCCAGAACCAACUAUGUUAUAUCCCAAUGAACAUAGCGCAUCGCCAUCUCCACCUGUUCCAAGACUUUCAACUUGGCGUCACAUUCAAGUUCCCGACGAUCAUCAUCAUAUAUCCCGUAUACUGUCGCCAAUACCCAGGAGGUAUGACGCUAGAUUAUCCGCAUCUUUACCUAAUGGAAAUGAGCAUGAAUUAUUGGAAACUAAUGUUGAUAAUAGAUCAAAUGUAGAUAGAGUGUUAAAUGGAAAUGAUUCUGUAAGAACAGAACAAAGAGGUUCAGCAUCAGGGGAGGUUUGUUAG